Messenger RNA from Acanthopagrus latus (yellowfin seabream), 3016 nucleotides. RefSeq lists its product as uncharacterized. NCBI's taxonomy places the organism in Eukaryota, Metazoa, Chordata, Actinopteri, Spariformes, Sparidae. Bases 164 to 2584 code for a protein of 806 amino acids. The record is from RefSeq and is a predicted model, not a curated record. The transcript is spliced from 12 exons.
CCAUCUUAACAAACUGUUUAAAACUUUAUCGCACGCGGACAUCCGCCUGAAGCAGCCUGAACCGUCACCGACAGGCUGGACUUCAAUCCGGCGGGUUCGUGCUCAGUCAGUGAGUUCGCAGAAGAAGAGUUUGGAGGUUGGACCCGCCGGGAGCUGAGCCGACAUGCAGCCGCGCUGCAGCCACUGUGGGCGGGAAGUCCAGCGGCAGAUCAAAGGCUACAAGCGGAAGUCCCUGCUGACUGUCCUCGACCUGAAGAGCGCCAACAAGCUGUUCCCGCGUCUCGAUCCGCAUGAUGCGUUCUUAUGUUUCGACUGUGUGAGAGAAGUUUAUCACAAAACGAAGAAAUGCGGAAAGAGGCGGGUUUAUGUGGACCCGAACCCCCCGAUCCGCCCGGCUCCUGCAGCCCGUCCUGCCCCCUCGGUCCCGGCGGAAGCACCUCCUCUGAAGAGGCUCAAGAAGAGACUCAGAUCAGCGCUGAAUGAACACGACUAUGCUUCACAGGACCCGGCGCCCUCCGCUUGGACCGAACCGCCGCCGGGCCGGCGCGACCUCCGUGGGCCGAUCUCCCAGGUGUGCGGUUUCCUGCGGAGGAGGAAGUUCAGCUGUGCGCUGAACAGACUGCUGCAGGUGAACGGCUUCAAGGACGCUCUGCUCAAAGUGUGCAGCCGAAUCAUCUCCAGCGAGCGGAAAGAGAUGGUGAACGACCUGGACGGGCCAUACAGGAAGACCUUCAGCCCUGACAGCCUGUCUGUGUUCAGCUGGGAUAAGACUACUUCCUGGGCGGAGGACAAGGCUCCUCUGACUGUGGCCUGCCUCAGGUCCAUGUUCCCCCCUGCAAAGAAGAUCCAGAAACAGACUGUCAACUACAGCCGGGGGAAUAAACCACGGCGGAUGACGGAUGAGGAGGUGAAGCAGCUGCUGGACUGGAGGAUCAGCCUCGUCCUGUCGGUGUCUCUGUAUACCAGCUCGCUCAGAACCUGUUUCCUCCAGAUGGCCUUCAGCGUCGAGAUGCUGCGACAUCGCUGUCCCAUCAAACUCUUCACUGUCACUAACAGCCUCGGCAUCUCUCAGUCCAAAACCACCGCCAGGAUCCACGCCAAGAGGCUCGCCGAGGAGCACGAGAGACGGGUGAAGCAGGGGAGGGACGAGAUCCAGACCACCAGAAAGACUCAGUACUGCAGCGAGGACUCAAAGAAGGCGUUAGCAUUCAGCUUCUCCUGGGGGAAAGUCCAGGUGCCGUCCGUGUCCAGGUCCGACUCCACAGGUCGAGGCUACAACUUUGUGACGUGGGCGUUUCGCUUCGCUCAUCAAAACCGGAUUAACUUCCGCUACCUGCACGGACCACCGAUAAAAGCAGUGGAAGUGUCACCUCACAGUGUCCUGCCGACCAGACAGACGUACGAAUCGCUGCGACAGCGAAUGAAAACUUUAGUGAUGCGUAUCAUCGCCGACAACCUGCUGGCGCUGAAAGGACCGAGAGGACGAGUGGAGAGACACAUCCCUCACAGGUACUCGCACCUGAUGAAGGAGCAGAGCAGCACUGUGAGUCUGGGUGCAGUGAUACCAGACAGCAGCGAGGCGUCAGUGAGCACAGCGCUCGGCCUGAAGGACUAUAUCCCCGUCGUCGCCGGGGCGCUGUACCACAUACUGAGCUGUGGAGACGUCCUCGGGACUGACAAGACCCAGAACCAGAGCCUGGACCCGAGGUACGAUGGACCCAUAGAGGCACCGCUAGAGUUUCAGAAGGAACACUUGUUUCACGAGGACAUGAUGAAGAUGCUCCUCAGCGAGAAGAGUGAGAACGCACGAGGAACUCUUCAUCACAUUGUCUCACUGUUUCACUUCAAGACGUUCAACAACACGGCCAGAGACUACUUCCUGAACCUGUGGGACUUCAUCACGUUUGUGACGACGGCGUACGUAACUCUGUUCGCUAUGACGGACUGCGGUCUGGACUCGGUGCACCAGAGACCACCAGGCUACCCGUCUCAGGUGUCGGCUCAGGUGGACUGGCUCAGUGAUCUGGCUCACAGGCUGGUGGAUCUGGUCUGGAUGGCUCCACCUCAGGAGGACAUCAACACUGCUGCUGCUGCUGCAGGUCAAUGUGACGGAGAGAAGAAGAAGAUCACCCCCUUCUGUUACUGCAGAGAAGAUAAGCCAGGUGAGCAGCUGGUGCGGUGCUGCAGUAACCGGUGUCCAGGUAUCUGGUUCCACGCUUCCUGUGCUCGGGUUCAGACCUGGUCAGACCCUCCUGAGGAGGACUGUGGUGGUUCAGACUGGUUCUGCAGUCCGGCCUGCAGCACAGACGGGACCUACGUGUACUGUCACUGUAAGGAGCAGAGGGGGGGGCCAAUGGUCCAGUGUGGACGGAAGGAGGACUGCAGGAGACACGAGUGGUACCACCAAGACUGUCUGUCAGCAGCCGAGCAGAGCCGAGCCCAGAACACGCCGUGGUUCUGCUCAGAGUCCUGCUUCUUGGCAGCGAGGACUUCCUGUUUAACUACACAAAGGCGGUGCUGUGGGAGGGGCUGUACCAGAUGGCAAGACGGGACGCCAUCCAGGAAGGAGACGGAGACGCCAUGACAGACUUCUGGAGGAUGGACCUGGUCCUGCUGUGGACCAGAAAACACCAGCAGCUGUUUAACAGCGGCCAUCAGAUGAUCACAGGGAUCGAGGGGUUCUACCCAGAGCGGAUCAGACAGGACAUGAAGUGGAACCGAGUGUUGAACCUUCAGGGAACAUCUGGAGGAAACAUCAGCCAGGAUCUCCUGACAGAGCUCCUCAUCAACGAGUUCAAAGGUCGGAUCGCUUCUUCUUCUUCUUCUUCUUCUUCUUCUGUGUCCCUAAAGUUGACUUCCUGUCCUGUCUCAGGUGUUAUCAAGUUUGGUAAAGGCAGCUUCACACCGCAGCAGGUGGAGCAGAGUGCUCACCUGGCCGGAUCUCAGGCCAGACACCUGGACAGAAUCUUCUUCACAGGAGAAAACCCUCUGACCUUGUCCUCGUACCUGUCCAGAG